AUGGAGUCGGCUACGGGGCAACGUAACAAGUUAGCAGAGGCCUUCCCCGCGGUGCCGUGUGAGGAAUUCAAUCCGCACUUCAAUCAGAGCGCCAGUAGGGAGCAGCCGGAGGUGCCGCGAGCUGCAGGAGUUCAAGCGGCGGUUCUGCAGAUUUCGUUAGGGUUUCUCAACUACCGCUGGCGUUGUGCGGAGGGCUUGUAUUAUCAGCAGCACAGACGCCACGUACUAAGGGAUGUGCAACUGUUCUCUCAAGUUCAUGCAGCUGUUUACACGGCCUACCCGGUGUCCACCGCCGUGCUGAAGGGCGACACAGUCGUCCUACCGUGCUCAUUCAGCGGGCUGUCCGGCAGUGACGUCGUGGUGUGGGAGGGACCACCCAACUUCCGCACGAUCGCCACCGGACGGACGGUCUUCAAGUCGUACAACCGGCACAGGAUCGUGGGUGACGUGUCGAGAGGAGAGUUCAACCUGGAGAUCAGACGUGUGAGUCUGGAGGACGGGGGAGGGUACAGGUGUACUGCGUCAUCAGCAGAUGCUUCUGAUGAUGCCGUGCUGACUGUCAUCGAGCCAAUGCCUGCAGCCCCUGAAGUGACAGGUGGGGAAUACCCCGUCACCGCCGGAAGUGAACUCAUGCUGAGAUGUAGGUCAAGGGGAGGACAUCCGGUGCCGACACUAAGCUGGUACAACGGUACACACCUACAGAAAUCGACAAAUGUGAAACUGGACGUGGAUGGCGGGCAGGUUAGUGCAAAUCUCGCGAUAUCUCGUCUCGAGAAGUGGGACAAUGGCGUGAACAUGACGUGUGUGGCGGACCAGGGGUUCCCCAAACUGGUCCAACAACGGGCGGCGUCAAGAACCAUCCGUGUUAAUUAUCCACCCAGCGUGCUCGUGCCUGCACCGUCUGUUCACGUCAUCGAGGGAGCAUCUGCCAAUCUGACAUGCGCAGUGGACAGCAAUCCGUCCGCCAUUGUGAGCUGGCGACGUCACGGGGACCCUUUGCCACUGAAGGGUCUGGAAAACGGCCCGAGUUUCCUCCUGUCCAAGGUAUCCCGACACGACGCUGGAGUGUACCAGUGCACGGCAGACAACAGUGUGUCCCCGCCGGGGUACGGGACUGUCACACUGGACGUUCUCUAUCCUCCAUGGAUAGACCCAGCGAUGGACGAGAAAGUCACGGUUCUGAACGCGCAAGAUGAUUUCACCCUGGAAUGCCUCGCCGAAGGCAAACCCAAGCCGACGGUGAAGUGGCGGCGGAAGGAUACAAGUCUGUAUUGGGAAAACCCUCUCCGGUUCCACCGGGUGCGCUAUGAUGUGCAGGGAACGUACGAGUGUAUAGCAAGCAGCCCGGGCUUCGAGCAAGUCAAGAGACAGACCUUCAUUGAUGUAGUUGGAAAACCCCACAUUCGCGGGUCUGCCUCCACCACAGCCACAGUUACUAGAGGCGGUGCUAUACGUCUGGUCUGUGACGUGGUGGCGGAUCCUCUCCCAAACCAGAUCAAGUGGGUACUGCGGAACAACCAAGGGAUCGAGGAGGAGCUCAGUUCUGUCGACGAAGACGUGGAAAUUAUCGAGACAAAGUCAGACCAAGAGAUGUCGUCCUCUAUCACUGUGAGAAACGUGGGGAGUGACCGAGAAGGGACGUAUCUGUGCAAGGGUACAAACAUGUUUGGGACUGCGCACAGGGAGAUACAGGUAGAUCUGACAGUAGCUUCUCAGCAGCCCAUGACCAUCAUAGUGGUGUCCGUGCUGGCUGUGGUAGUUCUGGUGGCGAUGCUGACUCUCUCCUUCAUUAUAGCCGUCAGGAAGGGGUGGAUAUGUGAACAAAAGUUCUCAGACACAGCCGGUACACCUAUGGCGCCACGGCCGAUGCCACCUGCGCCGAAGUACGCUAAGAAGACCCGCACUGGUACGAACGACUCCGGGGUGGAGGACCUGAUGGAGCUACAGGAGCUGGACGGCACGCUGAAACCACGCCCACCGCCCAGGGCUGACAAGGAGUGGACGUCUGUCGGACUCUCCUACCCAGGGCUGGUUCACUCCAGUUCCCUGCCGCCGUAUUCCACCGUGGAGAGAGACAGACCAGACGGAGAGGACACCCGGCCCUCCUCACGGAUCAUAGAGGAGGACUGGGCUGUGAUGGAGCCUCCGGUGCCGCCGCCGAAGGAUGGCGCCAGACGGCUGCUGCGGAAAGACAUCGCCCGCCUGGAUGUUGUCGACGAGCGCCAACCGGGAAGCUGCGAGAUCUUCUGAUCGGUCUUAACACUUAUUAAUAAGAUAACACCUUCAAGGCUCUCGAGCAUGACGCUCGCCUGUCUCAGUGUCUGUAUUGAUUUUGGUGGGAUCUUUCUUAUUAAGGCUAUUAUUACUUACGUUAAUUAUUCUGUGCUGCUAGUCUUGUAUCCUCUAUGAUCUAUGACCUCCCUUCAGUUUUCACUGUACAUGUACAUACUAGUUUGAGAACUAAUCUGCAAGAAUAUGUCCACUCAGCAUUUCAUGUAUUUUGCUGCAGAUUGAACGUCUUUCAUGAUCAGCUUUCAUGUUUACCCCUUGACCUCCUAUGGGCGCCAACACGUUAACAUUACAGAUAUCUACGUUUAUAAAAGUGGUAAUCCUGUAAGGAAGUUACUAGCUAUCUUCCGGAUAAUCGCAGGGCAUGGCGUCAUUUUUUUUCUUACUCCGGAUUUACUCGUAAAUAACAGUUUGAUAUUGUAAAACAAGCUUUAGACCAUGUACGUAGUACAAUGGACUACCUAGUAUUACAAGGAACUGCUAAUGAUAGCAAUAAGAUUAUGCCUCUAGGCGUUUUAUUGUGUAAUUCACUCAAUACACAAAACAACAAAUUUGUGAGUGUGAAAGUGAUAUUUUGUUUAAAGUUGCAAACGUUGUGGUAAACGUUUUGUGGUAAAUGUUUUUACUUCUGAUACAAGAUAUUGAACUAAGGAAAUACUACUGAUAAAACGAAGCUGCAAAUGAUAUAAUCUACCGGCUUCAAGAUGUUAAACACGCGUGUGGCUUAACUGUGAGUCACUAACUUUUUUAUUUAUACAUUUUACAACCUAUCCUAAAUAUGUAGGAUUAUAAUACUGUGAAUCUAACCUUCCUUUUGCAGCUAGAACGUAAUGUUUCUACCUACUAGUAGGCAUAAAGCAAAAGGGCGUUAUUGUAUACGUAAAGACCAACAACUAUAUGGCCUGAACUGUUGUAAUUGCUAGAUCCUGUAACAUCAUUUUGUAAAUAAUGUUGUUCUUACUUGUCGUUUUACUACAAUCAAUAAAGCAUUGUGAACGCUGUUUUUGCAUUGUUUGCGUUUCAUAUGUCUUAU
Branchiostoma belcheri (Belcher's lancelet) is the source of this 3322-nucleotide messenger RNA. Its product is annotated as hemicentin-2-like. NCBI's taxonomy places the organism in Eukaryota, Metazoa, Chordata, Leptocardii, Amphioxiformes, Branchiostomatidae. Gene Ontology annotation, molecular function: cell adhesion molecule binding. Gene Ontology annotation, biological process: cell-cell adhesion. The record is from RefSeq and is a predicted model, not a curated record. The transcript has 12 exons. Gene Ontology annotation, cellular component: cell-cell junction. The coding region runs from base 1 to 2250 and encodes 749 amino acids.